UCUCUUUAUCCGGUCCGCUCGUUAUUGGACGAGCUCCCUUUCUCUUCUCUGUUUCUCUUCUAGGGUUAGGGUUCUUACUGUUUAAACAUUUCCUCUAAUCAACCAUGUCGACUAGCAGGAAAAUCACUCUGAAGAGCUCCGAUGGAGAGACUUUCGAGGUCGACGAGGCUGUGGCCUUGGAAUCGCAGACUAUUAAGCACAUGAUCGAGGACGAUUGUGCCGAUAACGGGAUCCCGCUUCCCAACGUGACCAGCAAGAUCCUCUCGAAGGUUAUUGAGUACAGCAAAAAGCAUGUCGACGCUGCAAAGGCCGAGGAGCGCCCGGCAAAUGCUGACGAUGAGCUCAAGGCUUGGGACGCCGAAUUCGUCAAGGUCGACCAGGCCACCCUCUUUGAUCUCAUCCUGGCUGCCAACUAUCUCAAUAUCAAGAGCUUGCUGGACCUUACUUGCCAGACGGUGGCAGAUAUGAUCAAGGGAAAAACACCAGAGGAGAUCCGCAAGACUUUCAACAUCAAGAAUGACUUUACACCAGAGGAAGAGGAGGAGGUUCGUCGGGAGAACCAAUGGGCUUUUGAGUGAAGGACAUGAAGUGAAGAAAAAUGUAUUUGUACUGUUUGUUCCAUUCAUUUGGUGUUGGAAAUGGAUGGCUGUUUCCAUAAUGUUGACUUGUGUAAAACUCCUUAGUACUGGUUAAAUUCCUGCGCUAGGGCUCUCUUUUGAAAAACAACUGCUAUUCUCCUCCGUGGUGCUCGUGCUCACCCCAAAAACUGGUCGAUUCUGAUGUUCCUUGGAUCUCUUUAAUUAUGUUAAUAUGGUGGUAUAUGUUGUCCCUUUAUCUGU
Tripterygium wilfordii is the source of this 839-nucleotide messenger RNA. RefSeq names its product SKP1-like protein 1B. Gene Ontology annotation, biological process: SCF-dependent proteasomal ubiquitin-dependent protein catabolic process. The record is from RefSeq and is a predicted model, not a curated record. The transcript is spliced from 2 exons. Lineage: Eukaryota; Viridiplantae; Streptophyta; Magnoliopsida; Celastrales; Celastraceae. Gene Ontology annotation, cellular component: cytoplasm; nucleus. Gene Ontology annotation, molecular function: cullin family protein binding. Bases 105 to 578 code for a protein of 157 amino acids.